CCACUGCCUGGGGCAUACGAAGAAGGCACGCACAUGGUCCACCGCUAUGAGUUCGGUCUGGGGUCGGUGGCAAUGUGGUGUGAUAAAGCGGAUUUGGCGUGUUACACACCGCUGGUACCUGGAUCUGAAACCAAAUAUGUGCUUCCUGCGCAGUAUGAUGGACUCUUGGAGCGCAUGUUCCCGGAUAAGGAUAAGCGGGCACACUUCAAACGGCAGGUUGAGAAGUGUUUCGCUUGCGCACAGGCGGCGAAGUACCGUGGUGGACGCCUUCGAGUGUGGGGUGAGCUACAGUUGUCUGAGGAUGAAGUUGAGUUGCCGGCACGAC
Molecule: messenger RNA, 325 nt
Organism: Sphaeroforma arctica JP610
Lineage: Eukaryota; Ichthyosporea; Ichthyophonida
Exons: 1
Source: RefSeq, a predicted model, not a curated record